This is a messenger RNA of Danaus chrysippus (African queen), 303 nucleotides long. NCBI's taxonomy places the organism in Eukaryota, Metazoa, Arthropoda, Insecta, Lepidoptera, Nymphalidae. The record is from the annotation of a GenBank genome assembly.
AUGGAUAUCGGUUCUACAGUAUUCACAUCCGGUCAAGCUUACGUGGCACUUUCGAGAGUUACAAAUUUGGGCGGUUUACAUCUAAUUAAUGUUGACUUUGGAAGUUUUAAAGCGCAGGAAUUCUCAAUUUGUGAAUACAAUAGACAAAGAAGCAUUUACCGUCCAGAUUUGUCAAUAAUUGUAACAUCAAAACCUCCCAGAAAAACACAUAGAGACAUGGAGUGGGCGCUUAGAAAAACUGUAGCUGAAGCUCAAGAAGCAGUACCGAAAAAGAGAAAACUGAAGGCUACCUACAAAAAUUGA